AUGACGCUGGUGUUAAACUUCAUAGGAAGCGCAACCCUAAUCAAGCACUGCAGGACCCACACGGGCGAGAGACCCUACAGAUGUGAUGAGUGCGGAAAGAGCUUCUCGGAAAGUUCCAAGCUCCUAGAGCACCAGAGGAUCCACACAGGCCUGAAACCGUACAAAUGCCUUAACUGUGGGAAAGUGUUCUGCCACAGCUCCUCGCUGACCAACCAUCAGCGGGUCCACACAGGUGAGAGACCCUAUAAAUGCCCCGAGUGCAAGAAGACUUUUGGACGCCGCUCCAUGCUCGUGCGACACAUGAGGAUCCACACAGGGGAGCGACCUUACAAAUGCCCCCACUGCGGGAAGGCCUUUGCCGUUCUCUCAGUCCUGAUCCAGCACGAGCGGAUCCACACAGGGGAGAAACCCCACAAAUGCGCCCACUGCGGGAAAUGUUUCAGCGAUCCCUCGGUCCUGACCCGGCAUAAGCGCAUCCACACAGGCGAGCGACCCUACAAGUGUGUUCAUUGCGGGAAGGGCUUCAGUCAAAGCUCCACCCAUGCCCAGCAUCUAAGAACCCACAGCGGGGAGCGGCCCUAUAGAUGUGAUGAGUGUGGGAAGAGUUUCAGUGUAAGUUCCAGCCUUGUUGUCCACCAGAGGAUCCACACAGGAGAGAGACCCUAUAAAUGUCCCGACUGUGGGAAGAGCUUUAGUGGCUGGCCAAAUUUUAGCAGGCAUCUGAGGACCCACGCCCAGGAGUAAACCCGACAGGUGACCCAAUUCUGGGAGAAGCUACUGUGAGCACUCUGGGCUCUUUAGAGAGAGAACCCAUGCAUUGGAGAGAUGCUAUAAAUGUCCCAACUGUAGCCAGAGCUUGUGUCUCAGCUCGGAGCUUCGUAGGUACCAGAGAAUCCACAUGGGUGGGGGGUUACCUAUAAACACCCCAAAUGAUGGAAGACCUUUAGUCCCAGGAUGUACCUUAUUAUUCAUCAGAGGAUCCACAGCAGAGACAGGCCUGAGCAAUAAAUGUGGAGAUCUUGCCCUGCUCUGGGGCCAGCGCUGCCCGCUCUGCCCUGGAGGAACACGCAGCCUCCUCCUCCCACGUCACCGGCUCCUGGAACAACAAAGACUCCCGCUCAGCACCUGCAAUCCCCGCCAGACCCACUUGCUGCCCAUCAGCCAACGAACCAUCCGAUGGGAGCUCCUGCCAUGGGUCCUAGAAGAGAAUGGCCUCAUGUCCCCUUCCCCACCCCCAUGAGCCAGCCAGUCCUGCUGCCCUGGGGCCGGAUGGGAGCUGGUGACGCUGGUGGGAACAUGCUCAGGAUCGGCUCUGUUUGGUAAACUGGGCCUAUGCAAACACAGCGUGUUUCAAUACAGCCAGAUGCAAGGUCAUCCCACCGGGAACAAAGAAUACAGGCCUUACUGACCCCACGCGGGACUGUCUCAUGGAAAGCACUGCUUCUGACAGGGAUUCUGGUGUCAUUGUCAACAGACCACUGGACAGGAGCUCCCCGUGAGGUGUGGGGGGAAGGGCCAAUGCCAUCCCUGGCUGUUUAAACAGGAGCAGCGAGGAGGGAGGUGGUUUGACCCCUUUGUGUAGCUUUGGGGAGACGGAUAUUAGAACACAACGUCCAACUCUGGUGUCCCCGUUUUAAAAAGGAUGUUGACAAACUGGAGAGGGUGCAGAGAAGAGCCACAAAAAUGAUUCAGGGGCUAGAAACAAUGCCUUACAGGGAGGGACUUGGCUCACACUGUUUAGUUUAUCAGAAAGGUAGAGGGGUAUAAGUGUCUUCACAGCAAGAAAAUUCAUCAAAAUUUAGAUUCUACUUUCACACACACACACCUACACACACAAUGCAUUAUUAGCCUGUGUAACUCAUUUCCACUAGAUAGCACUGAGGCCUGGAGCUCAGUGGAGGAUCGGAUAGCAACGUGGAUAAUGAGAACCUCCCUAGGUACAUUAUUAGCUCAAGUAAAUGUGCUGGAGCACCCAUGGGAAAAGUUAGCACGUGCUUAGCACCCACUGGCAGCCAAGCUCCUCCCUUCC
Molecule: messenger RNA, 2029 nt
Organism: Terrapene triunguis (Three-toed box turtle)
Lineage: Eukaryota; Metazoa; Chordata; Testudines; Emydidae
Product: zinc finger protein 572-like
Exons: 3
Coding region: 1-744 (247 amino acids)
Biological process (GO): regulation of transcription by RNA polymerase II
Cellular component (GO): nucleus
Molecular function (GO): RNA polymerase II transcription regulatory region sequence-specific DNA binding; DNA-binding transcription factor activity, RNA polymerase II-specific
Source: RefSeq, a predicted model, not a curated record